Hemiscyllium ocellatum (epaulette shark) is the source of this 7242-nucleotide messenger RNA. RefSeq names its product centrosomal protein of 128 kDa (gene cep128). Bases 129 to 3440 code for a protein of 1103 amino acids. The transcript is spliced from 23 exons. The record is from RefSeq and is a predicted model, not a curated record. NCBI's taxonomy places the organism in Eukaryota, Metazoa, Chordata, Chondrichthyes, Orectolobiformes, Hemiscylliidae.
CAUUUCAAGUUGCCAUAGACGCUUCAGCUGCCCUCCCAGGGACUGAGGGCGGCUGCCGAUGGCCCGGGACGGACCGCCAAUGAGGGCGGGAUGGAUCUUUGUGGCGAGUUAAAGGAUGCAGCACCCUUAUGGCGGACUCAUCAAGCGAUUCAGACACGCACCUUCAUCACUUUCGCUGGCAGCGAGGACCACAGAGAGGAGCGACUAAGGGAAGGAGCGGAAUACACAAUGCUGGUGAUGUGUCUGAGAAAAUAGACGCAUUAGCAAGCACUUUACAGGAAACCAGUCGAGACCUAACAAAUGUUGAUCGGAUGCUUGGGCGUUAUAGAGGCUACACCAAUGAACAAAUGGAGACAGUGGCACAGCUACGAGAUGAUUUGGAACAAUCCAUUGAUGAGUUGCGAAGUCAGCGAUUGAGCAGACAAGCUGGACGUUCAAUUCCUUCUCUUCGUACAAGUGACCUUCAAGAUAACUCAGCAACAAACAGUCGUCUGUACCGUACUACCUCACCCCUCAGGGAACCUGGAGAGUACCGAGGAACGGACCGUAGAAGAUCCAGAUCUGCAACUGUGAGAUUUGUAGAUGACCUGGAGCCAUUGAAUCACGUGCACACCUUGCAUAGGUCAGUAAGAGAUUUAAGGAGUGACCAGUUACGCCUUGGAGAGGAAUUUGAUGAGGAAGUAGCAAAGCGGAAUAGGACUGAUUCAGAGACUCGAAAGGCUAUGAACUCCAUAUCAGAGAAACUCCGAGACAUGUCCAGGACAGAAACUGUUUCAGAGAGAGUUGAAAGGCGCCUGCAAGAAAUUGAAAAGGAAAUGAGAACGGAAAGGCAUUUGGCAGAACGUCGUGAAGACCAGCUUGGACACAUGGCUGUACAGCUGAAGGAGGAGUUGAGAAAACGCAAUGGUAAAAUUAAUGAAAUGGAAGAAAUGAAGAAUAAACUUUCCAGAUCCGAAGGUGAGAAGUCCCUGAUUGAACAAGAGCUUGAUCGUACACGCCGGAAGUUGGAGCAGUCAGAAGGAAGCCGAGAGACUCUUGCCUGUCAGAUAGAUGAUUUGCGCUCUCAACUGUUGAAGACUGAGCAAGAACGAGCAACCUUGGAACAUAGAAUUUCAGAAUCACAGCAACGCAGAUAUCGUGGCGUAGAGGAGGAUGGCAGACUGAACCAAAGAGUGGCUGGGAUUUCAGAGCAUGAGAAACAGUUGUUGGAGAAGCAGAUUUUGGAGCUCCGGGCACAGCUGAACUGUAAUACUAUGCUUUCUGAGGUGGAAGAGCUAAAACGGUCCCUUGAGAGAAAAGACAAGGAGAAAUCUCAACUUUCUGCACAUAUUGAGGUUCUCAACUCUGAGCUGGAGAAGAGAGAGAGGCAGCAAUUGAGGAUGUUGAACCAGCUCCAGGAAAUCCAGAGCCGCUAUGAUGACUGUAUGCAAGAUCAUAAGUCUGCAGGUUUGGAGAUUGUGGAUCUAGCCCGCCAGUUGAAGGAAUCUAGUAUGGAAGCUGACAGAUGCAGGGCUCAGUUGAAAGAAGUUGAACACCUUCGACUGGAGAGUGAAAAGAAGAAAGAUGAAUUGAAGAUAAAAGCUCAGGAGUCCAUCAGACAGUGGAAAAUCAAAUGCAAGAAGUUGGAGCAUGAUUUGGAAAAGCAGAAGGAGAAUAUUAGUUAUUGGAUGGAGCAGCACAAUCAGGCAAGUAAAGAGAAGGAAGCACUGCAGGGUCAACAUUCCAUGGCUUUGCAUCAGAUAGAGAGCCUCCGUAAGGAACUCAAUGAUGUCAUACUCAAACGGGUGCAGCAGGAGGAAGAUAUGCGACGGAAAGAUGUGGAGCUCAAUGAGUUGAAAUCAGAGCUAUUGGACUUGGAUGGAAAACUGCAUGACUCUAAGGAGUCUUUUAGCAAAUUAGAAGCUGACUUGCAUGAGCAGUGUAUGUUGCAUGUUCAGAUCAAAGAGGAGAAACAGCACCUGGAGCAUGAGUUGAUGGCCUUAAACAGGCAGAAUGAAAAGAGUCAGGAGAAGCAACUGGAAAUGCAGCGAAUGAUCUCCGAGCUAAGUGCCAUUCGGUCUGAACUCAGUGAUAAACUAGCUCAGGAAGAGAAAUCCAGUAAGGAGAGUAGAAAGAGCAUCUCAGAAGCUCAGGCAAAACAGGCCUUAGCCCAAGAGGAACUUGCUUCUCUGAACAAUCAAUUGAAGUUGGAGAGGGAUGCACACCAACAAGAACUUGCAGGCAUCAGAUCAGAGAUGCAGACCUUAAGAAAUAAACAUGAAAAGAGUAUGCAGGAAGUACUUAAAAAUUUUCAACAAGAGCGGGAUAAAUUAGAGAAUAACUUAAGUGAGUUAAAGGCUGAGCUGGCAGACGACAAGAGUUUUGCAAAAGCGCAACGACGCCAGGUGGAAAAGGUCAAAACAGAAUGUAACAAACUGACAGAAGAGCUAAUUCAGGGUGAGGCAGAAAAUUCAAAACUCAGAAGGAAGUACCAUUUGCUGAAGCAAGAACUGGAAGAAAAGGGUAAGCUGGCUGUUAAUGGAGAAGAAUCUGUGAGGCAACUGGAGCAAAUGACAUUUCAGCUUAAUGAUCAAAUUAGAAGAAUCCAAACAGAGCAAGAGACAAUCCUUUGUUCUGUGGGAAAAGAAAUUGAUGCUGCGUGUGAUUUCCUCUCCAGAGAUCCUGGUGACAAGUUCAAAGCAAUAACACUUACACAUGGAUUAGAAAACGAUCCCCAUCGCUGGCUGGCUGAAGUGAAAACCAAACUACAGUGGCUAUGUGAAGAAAUGAAGGAACGAGAAGGACGAGAGCUCAAACUACGAUCCCACCUCCGACAGUGUCGUGUGCAGUUGAAGGAACUCCUACAGGACAAGGAGUCCGAGAGCCAGCUUUUCAUAGAGCAAAUCGCAAAACAAGAACGUCUCCUUGAGGAAAUACACAAGGAAAAAAGAGAGUUACUGCAAAAGAUGUGUCAGAAGGAUGAAGAGAUGAGAGCAUUGCAGGUACGAUAUGACGAUAGGAUUGCAGACUUAGAAAGUAGCACACGGAUGGCAUUGGACCAUCUUGAAUCGGUGCCAGAGAGGUUAAGUAUCCUAGACGGCAUCCGGGAUUUGGAGGAUUCCCAGCGUCACCGAGAAAUGAUAGAAGAAAGAUACUCCAAAUACAAAGAGAUAGUGACUUCCCUGCAGCAGCAGCUGCGAGAUUCAACAAGGAAGAUUCGAAAAUACCAGGAAGAAGAGUCUGACAGUAUCUUAAGGAGGGAGAGGUUGGAAAGUCUUCCUGUUGCACUAUACAAUCAAAACGGUUCCCCUCCUAGCUGUUCCACUCCAAAAACAGGCUCACCAGAUGACAGCAGCAGACGCAGAAAUCUGCCUUUCAGAAAGGAAGAUGCAAGCCAAGGACAAGAGCUCAGCAGGGCUGCUAAUGGAAGAAAGUCUCCUGCAGAAAAAGACAAGUAUUAGGCCAUAAAGUCCGAGUGACUUGGUGUGUUUUUCCAGCAGCUUUAAUGGAUGUCAGCUUACCUUGUAUCAAGCAGGGUGGCUGAGAGCAUUUACUGAAAUGUGUUCCCAUCCAUUAUAUACGAGACAGCAGCAGGCAGUCCGAGUGCCUUUAAAAACAGUCUUUUCAAUUUAUUUUCUUUGUAUUUACCAACACCAGAAGUGUGUGCUGAAAUUAAUAUUGGAAAGAGUACAAUUUAUUAGGGUUUAUUACUGAUGGGCAAUAAUUGCUGUCUUAGCCAGCAACACCCACAUCCCAUGAACGAAUAUAUAUUUUUUUUGAAAAUGUAAAACAUUUUGCAUUGGUUCCACCCGAUGCAGUUCAUGGAGGACGGUGUUAGCUCAGUAAUGGCCAGAGGCUCUUGGUUUCAGAUAUUCAAGGAAGCUUUAAAAAUGAUCCCUUAGAGCAAUUUAAAAGCAGAGGUAAUAUGUGAGAAGGGUUGUUCUUCAGCAUUAGAUCUGUCUCAUUGAAGAUAACAUAAGGAACUGCAGUGAAGUUCUAGGCUGGAAGAACAGAAUGACGCCCUUAUCUCUCUCUGUAUCUGCUCUUUUUUGUGAGGAGGGCCAUUAUUUUGACAACUUCUCUUAAUGAAGCUGCAACUUGGGGCAUCUGUCAAUCCUGUGACAAAGAGGUGCCCUCCACUCAUCUACUGUUAUCCUAUUCUCUUUCAGGCAUUCAGCUUUACUGAAACACAGACAAUUCUAAAACCCUUAAGUAAAUGAAAGUUUUGCUCAGUUAUGUCCCAGGCAUAAACAAAAUGGAGGUGGGGCAGCACCACAACUGACUGUAAGAGUAUCAGCCAUUUCCAAAUGCCCCACUCUUGUUCAUCUGUCAGAAGCCCACAGAGGAAGUCUUUUUGUUAGAGUUCUAAUUUUAAAAAGACAGAAAUUGCUGGAAAAUCUCAGCAAGUCUGGCAGUACCCGUGGAGAGAAAUUAGAAUUAACGUUCCUUGUUCUGAGCAAGGGUCAUGGGACCCAAAAAAUUAACAUUGAUUUCUCUCCACAGAUGCUGCCAGACCUGCUGAGAUUUUGCAACAAUUUCUGUUUUUGUUUCAGCUGUCUAGCAUCUGCAUUUCUUUUGGGGUGUUUUCUCUCUAACAAUGUUGGCUUUGCAAUUCACUGAGGUAAGACCUCACAAAUUUACUUCUGUCCUUUCUUUCGAACCCUCCAAACCUGAAAGAGUUUGGUUGCUGUUUUUGAAACAGAAAUGAAUGUUGUGGUGGGAGCAGAUGGGCCUGAUAAGCCUGAUUUUCAUAGUCUCAUGGAGAGAGCCUUGGAAGUGCGUGGGGCCUCGAAAUGGGGAGAAAGCUGCAUUGGGACAGCUCUCUCAUGGAGCUGACUCGGGUCCUUGACUACUGCACAAACACAUGUGACAAUAGCCAUGCUGUGCUGUAGCUCAAUAAUGCUUACCUCUCCCCCAACAACUCCCUUCUCUUCAGAGAUUAUCCAUAAAGUUCAAAAUUAAGAAAAGUUGCAGUGAAACCUUAUUUAAAAAUUGCUUCAGCAACCAACUAACACAUCCAAUUCUAGCUACCAUGCUUUAGGAAAGAUUUGAAAGUGUGGGAGAGGGUGGAGAAGAAAUUUACAAGAAUUGUUACAAAGAUGAGGGACUUCAUUUGGAGGAGUUGGGGCUGUUCUCCUGGAAGGUUGAGGGGUUCUUUGAUAGAUGUGUUCCAAAAUCAUGAGAUCUGGACAGAAAGUAGGUAGAGAGAAACUGUUUAUGUUAGUAGAAGUUGGCUAAAGAAUGAAAGGUUAUAUGAAGAAAAGACAUUUUUACACAGUGGGAGGUUAGAUCUGGAGUGCAUGCUGAGACUACAAGCUCAGUGGAGGCAGCUUCCCUGCUGUGGGCUGCUGUUGGAGUAGGUGAGCAGGUAAGGCCACACUCUCAGUCCAAGCUGAUACCUGUGGAAGGGUUUGCCUUAUGUUCUGAUAUACAGGAUUACCUCUGGGCCUCUUGAUUUGUGUUUCUGCAUCUCUGAGGGCACAUUCAGGAAGAUUGGACCAUUGAGUAUUGCACUGGCAAGUUGGGUUCAGACUCCAUGUGGACCUGAUGUCGGGUUGAAAAGCCUGCAGUCAAACUCAGACCCUUAUGUAGCUUUGUGUUGUCUAGUAAGAUUAGGCAGGUGAGGGUCUGUGAAAGUUGCCUAUAUUAGGUGCAUGAAAUUCAGUAUGGUCUUUAGCAGAGGUAAAAUCUUGUUCCUUCUCCUUCUCCUGUAAUCUUCCUAUUUGGUUCAACAAGGUGCUGUAAGUGCUAGCUUUGACCUUGCCAACUUAUACCAUCCAGACACAGCCCUCAUGGAUGAGGUCCAGCCAUUCUGCACGUUGUUCUGAAUUGUAGAAAGGUCAGGCAUUUAUAUCUUCAGGCCUUAUUAACCUGUUUUUUGAUCCUCUCAUCAGUCAUCAGGUGGGACCUUAUUUCCGACGGUCCAUGGAGAAACGUUGCUCUGCUUCAGACUGAUGGCCAAAAAUCAUGGCGGCUAUCGUCAAUUUCAGGAGAUGAUGAUCUUGCAGUUCAUAGAAUGCCAAAGUCAUUAUGCGUACAAGAUCCCAUACAUCUCAGAAGUUGUAUUUCUUGUAUCCAUUUAGGUUGACUUAACUGCUUCGAAGACUAUCUGUCACACUGUACUGAGUGUAAAGAGUCGGUUGAGUCUCAUGCGGUUCUGCAGAAACCUUGCACUUAAAUGCCCCACUGGGGAAACAUACUAAAAACUGCAGAAAUUGUGGGGCAGGGAGAAAGUGUUCAACUGCUGCUUGCACCAAAUAUCUGAAGAAAUUUGAAGAGAAUCAAGUUAAAAAUCACACAACAUCAGGUUAUAGUCCAACAGGAUGAAGGAGCAGCGCUCCGAAAGCUAGUGCUUCCAAUUAAACCUGUUGGAUUAUAACCUGGUGUUGUGUGAUUUUUAACUUUGCACACCCCAGUCCAACACCAGCAUCUCCAAAUCAUGAGGAGAACAAGUUUGAGUGAAGCAGCAUUUUUCACAACCCUGAUAUUACAGAAACAGGAUGUUUGGAGCUGGCCUACAGAAAUUGAGGCCACUCUUUGGAAUUCCAUUGAUCGUUGAAGUGCCUUGUACAAUACUGAAUUCGAAUGAUUGACUGACUUCCUUUGCACAAUCAGCGUCUUCCUUACACAAUAUCCUCAGGUAGGAAAACUACGGAUUUUUGCUGAGCCAAUGGCUCAGGUGAAGCAUCACUUAUUUGGUUCCAAAUCAGCUGGGAUGCCUUAUUCACCUGUCAUUUAAUAUUGGAGAGCCAUAGCAAAAUAAAAUAUACUGUUUUAUUUAAUAUAAAGGUAUGUUUUAAACCUACAGCUGAUUCCUAAUUACUGUCCAUCUCAUCCCAGCAAAGACUUUUCAGUAUAUUAAAUACAUCAUACUAAUCCUGUCAAGCAGUUUAACUCAACUGGACAAAAUCAGCAUCUAUCAUUUUCCAAAAUUUCCAGUCCUAAUAUAUAAAAUGAUUCUCCAUUCUCACAGUAUUCACAGUCAUUUGGAGGAUUAACUAAUUUGCCAAAAACCCACUUCCUACUUCCAUUAAUUAGGCUUCCCUAAUGGUCCUGUAAGUACUUGAAUAUCAUGCUUACAUUGUCAUUCAAGCCAAAAAUGCCCAAGAGCUAAUUUCUUUCCAACGCUUCAUUUCACCAGCCUUGAUGAGUAAUUUUCUCACCAGUCAGAAAGCCUCAUAAUGCUUUACUCAAAACACUUCCUGAAGUUGUUGUUUAAAGUCAGUAAUUUAUACAGUUAAAAGUCACACAACACCAAAUUAG